AUGGACACCGAUGCUAUUAAGUCCCGUCUUACAGCCAUAAGACCUGUCAUCGAAGAGAUUCUUACUGCCGCCGGAACGGUCGGUCUUGCGUACGGAGUCAUUCAUGAGGGCAAGAUCGUGCACACCGACAAUGCUGGCUUCAGUGAUCUUGAGAGGAAGCUUCCCGUCAACGAGGAAACCAUCUUCCCCAUAGCCUCUAUGACCAAGGGCCUUGUCUCCUCCGCACUCGGCUUGCUUGUUGAGGACGAGAAGCUGGAGUGGGACACCCCGAUAUCCAAGAUGCUUCCAGAUUUCAAUCCGCGCUCCAAGGAAGUCAGAGAGUCAGCCACCUUAAUCGACCUUCUUUCCAUGAGAUCAGGACUUGAGAAUUACGGCGUUUGGUUUGGAAGCCAGAACAGCAUCUUGUUUCCGCAAUCGGAUAGCAUGACUCUCAUCAACGAUCUCCAGCAGCGUGCCGCGUUAGGCUCGGAAUGGAUCUACAACAACUGGGGUUACGAGAUUGCUGGACACGUCAUCAAGCAGAUAUCUGGAGAAACAUGGCACUCGCUGCUUCACUCCAAGAUUUUCGAGCCGCUUGGACUUCAUCGAACUGAUGCGCGCGGACGGCCCGGAGACUUCGAUAACGUGGCGCAGGCAUACAUGUCUCUGGAUGAUGGCACACCAGUACUCAUCUCCGGUGUCAAGCUCGGCGGCGACGUCCUCAUCAGUCCAGCAGGCGGCGUCAAGAGCUGCGUCAAGGAUAUGCUGAUGCUCUAUCAAGCUAUCGUAGCUGAAUACAGCCAUCAAUCGACAAACGGACAGACGUCGACCGGUUCACCGUUCAAGGAACUCCCCAAGAUUAUGUCAGCCCAUAUGGACCUACCUGUCCAAAAUCCGCGUGAAGCGUCCUACGGCCUGGGUUGGUGCCGGAACUCGCUCCCUGGAUCCCUAGGCGCCUACAGAUCCAUCCUAGGCGAUGACCCCGUGCUAGGUGAUGGCGCACCACCGAAACUGGUCAUCAGCCACGCAGGCGGUAUGCCUGGAUCCUCCUCCUGGAUGGGCUUUUUCCCGGACAGUAGAAGCGUCAUCGUCGUCCUUACUAAUUCCUCGUCGCUCUGCGAUGCGGCAGACCAUACGAUGCGGUUGCUGACUCAGACGCUGUUUGACUUCCCGAAGAAGAACGACUACGUGAUGUGGGCGAAAAGGGUUGCGGAUGCGGAGCGUGGACGUUACGCCAAGAUUGCUGCAGAGCUCGAGGCGCCGGAGCGGACGCCUGAGAAUGGGCCUAAGGACCUCACGCGGUAUACAUUCGCGAUCGUCAUUGCCUUCCGGGAAGAGGCACUCGCCAUGUCCUUCCAAGGCCGUGACGACGAGACGUUUGAUUUGAAGCACCACGAGCACGACACCUUCUCCUGGCUGUUGACGCGAGAUGAGCUGUCCAGACGUGGCAGGUACCUGAACGAACAGGCCCGCCAUUAUCUCGUCCGGUUUGAAGAUGAUGCGGAUGGGAAGGUCGAGAAGCUUUGCUGGAGCCACGAUCCGAGUGGGCCUGCGGACGCUGUGUUUAUGAGGCAGGAAGACUGA
Coniosporium apollinis CBS 100218 is the source of this 1563-nucleotide messenger RNA. RefSeq lists its product as uncharacterized. NCBI's taxonomy places the organism in Eukaryota, Fungi, Ascomycota, Dothideomycetes. The record is from RefSeq and is a predicted model, not a curated record. Bases 1 to 1563 code for a protein of 520 amino acids. The transcript is spliced from 2 exons.